Molecule: messenger RNA, 1756 nt
Organism: Nothoprocta perdicaria
Lineage: Eukaryota; Metazoa; Chordata; Aves; Tinamiformes; Tinamidae
Gene: CYRIB
Product: family with sequence similarity 49 member B
Exons: 12
Coding region: 76-1050 (324 amino acids)
Biological process (GO): regulation of actin filament polymerization; positive regulation of T cell activation
Molecular function (GO): small GTPase binding
Source: RefSeq, a predicted model, not a curated record
AAGGAGUGCAAGAAGAUUCUGCCAACUGACUGGAGGCCAAGAACAGAGAGCAGCACUGGCUGUAGGUACCUUAACAUGGGGAACCUUCUUAAAGUUUUGACAUGCACAGACCUUGAGCAGGGGCCAAAUUUUUUCCUUGAUUUUGAAAAUGCCCAACCUACAGAAUCUGAAAAGGAAAUUUAUAAUCAGGUGAAUGUAGUAUUAAAGGAUGCAGAAGGAAUACUGGAAGAUUUGCAGUCGUAUAGAGGAGCUGGCCACGAAAUCCGAGAGGCAAUACAGCAUCCCAAUGAUGAGAAGCUGCAAGAGAAGGCAUGGGGUGCAGUUGUUCCACUAGUAGGCAAACUAAAGAAAUUCUAUGAAUUUUCUCAAAGACUAGAGGCGGGAUUGCGAGGUCUUCUGGGAGCCUUGACCAGCACUCCGUAUUCACCAACGCAACACCUGGAGCGAGAGCAGGCUCUUGCUAAGCAGUUUGCAGAAAUUCUUCACUUUACACUCAGAUUUGAUGAGCUUAAGAUGACAAAUCCUGCUAUACAGAAUGACUUCAGCUACUACAGAAGAACUUUGAGCCGUAUGAGGAUUAACAAUGUCCCAGCAGAGGGAGAAAAUGAAGUAAAUAAUGAGCUGGCAAACAGAAUGUCUUUAUUUUACGCUGAAGCAACGCCGAUGUUGAAAACCUUAAGCGAUGCCACAACGAAGUUUGUGUCAGAGAAUAAAAAUUUACCAAUAGAGAAUACUACAGACUGUUUAAGCACCAUGGCUAGUGUGUGCAGGGUCAUGCUGGAAACUCCCGAAUAUAGAAGCAGGUUUACAAAUGAGGACACAGUAUCGUUCUGUCUGAGGGUAAUGGUGGGUGUCAUCAUACUCUAUGACCACGUGCAUCCGGUGGGCGCUUUUGCCAAAACUUCAAAAAUUGAUAUGAAAGGAUGCAUCAAAGUUCUUAAAGACCAGCCUCCUAACAGCGUAGAAGGCCUUCUAAAUGCUCUCAGGUACACAACAAAGCAUUUGAAUGAUGAGACUACCUCCAAGCAAAUUAAAUCCAUGUUGCAAUAACGAUUACCUGGAAUUAGCACCUGCUGUAGACAGUAUUCUGCAAUGACUGAGAUGCACAGAUUUUUUUUUUAGUGAUUGCAACUACUAUCUCAUUCAUUCUUGCUUUUUUUCUCUUCUGUCUUCCUCUUUACCCUUUUUUUAAUCACUUUCUUGUUCUUAAGUAAGCUCAGACUUCUUUUCUGUGCCAAAUCAAUGAAAAUGAUCAAUUCUGGAAAGUAUUCCACUUUCCAGAAUAGCCAUCCUAAGUGGCAGCUAAUUAUGCGUUGCAUUUGGAUUUCUCUGUACUGGGGAAAGAUUUGUGACUUGAACUAAAUAUUUUUAAACUUGUGGUUUUUUCUUUUUUUGAAAAACUAAUAUUUAAUAUUGCUUCUUCUGCAUGGCAAGACUGCCUACUUCUGCUAUUUAAAAAUACCUUGAUGACUUCAUUUUCUAUUGCAGCUUUUCAUGUGCGACCAUGAGGAAACUAAAAGCAGAUUUGUUUAAAUUAACUGUGUUUGUACAAAAUGGUACCCAACACAAAGGUUUUUUUAAAUGAGUAAAAACUGUUUUGUUUAAAAGUUACGUUUGCAUUUUGACUCAUUUUUGUAAGGAUGUAUGUUGUAUGUUUAACCUUUAAUAACUAACGUUAAACUGUGGUGUGUGCGUAGCAAAAUUACGUAUGCAUGUUCAUGUCAAAUGAUUGGCUGUGGAUAAGAUAAUAAAAUCA